Messenger RNA from Triplophysa dalaica, 1936 nucleotides. It is a transcript of the gene parp12b, whose product is annotated as poly (ADP-ribose) polymerase family, member 12b. The record is from RefSeq and is a predicted model, not a curated record. Gene Ontology annotation, molecular function: metal ion binding. NCBI's taxonomy places the organism in Eukaryota, Metazoa, Chordata, Actinopteri, Cypriniformes, Nemacheilidae. Bases 91 to 1425 code for a protein of 444 amino acids. The transcript is spliced from 8 exons.
UUUCAUUUCGCCAGAAAUCAAACCAAAGACCGAAACGCAGAAUCGGUAGCACAGAAGUUCUGGCACACAUAUGCGCAGAUCUGCGCAGAAAUGUCCGGCUUUUCUCCCAUCAUACAUCAUGCGACUAGCAUAUUAUGCGGCAAUAAAGGCUCCAUGGAGUCAUCGCAGCUCCACCGGGCAGUUUUAAGAAGCUUCCCGGACAUUACAGAAGACACGUUUUGGUUCAUUAUUGAAGGAUGUGCCCGCUUCACUGUUGUCGCGAUCAGACCCAGAGCUGAAGAUGCGCAAUCUGAACGCAUCGUUGUGGCCAAAACAUCUUUGCGACUUUGCAAGAAAUACUCGCAGAGCGAAUGUUACCGAUGCCAGGAUUUACAUCUAUGCAAAUAUUUCGUUUACGGGAAUUGCAGGUAUGGGAAGGGAAGAAAGGCGUGCAAGUUUUCUCAUAAUAUUCAGUCCAAGCAUAACUACCCCCUGCUGCGAGAGUGCACACUUCACGAACUGAACGAGGACGAUCUCUUCCUGCUUCUGCUUCAGAAUGACCCCACCCUUCUGCCAGAGGUUUGUGCUCACUACAAUAAAGGCUCUGGGCUUUUUGGUUCCUGCACCUUUAUGGAGCGCUGCACUAAGGUCCAUAUUUGUCAGCACUUUGUCCAAGACGCCUGUCUGUUCGGCCCGAAGUGCAAACGGCAGCACAGCAUCGACGAGCACAGCCGCAGGAUGCUGGAGGAGCGGAGUCUCGGUGGUGACCUCAUCCAUGACCUGCCCUACAUCUACCAGAAUGUUCACCGGCUGAAUUUACAGACGCUUCAGAAUGAACUGAUAUCUGAGCCCGGGCUCAAUCCUGUCGCUCAAACAGAGAAGAAUGAAAUCUGUCUUCACUUCAUCAGAGGAAAAUGCAAGUUUCAGGACCAGUGUGUCCUCGUCCACUUUAAUCUUCCAUAUAAGUGGGAAGUUAACGACGGGAAAUCUUGGAGAGAUUUGAGAAAUAUGGAGGAAAUAGAAAGAGCUUACUGUGACCCUAAGAAUGAGCACAGUCCAGGUUCAAGGCGGGUGGAUUUUCUAUCCAUGACCAGGAAUCGGUACCCUGUGCGCCGACUCUCAACGGUUUCUUCGGUCUCCAAACCCAACCACUACAUCUUGACGACAGAGUGGGUUUGGUACUAUAAAGGAGAUCAUGAGAAUUGGAUCGAGUAUGGCAAACCGGAUGAUAAACAGCGAGUGACGUCUGUCACGUCUAGAGAUCUGGAGAAGGCUUAUGUGGAGGAUAGUACUGCAGAGGUCACUGUCAUUAAGGGCAACAGACAUUACUUUCUCAGUUUUCCAGAUAUGUAUCAAAGGAACCCCAAACACAACACAAAAAGAAAAGUCCGCAGACGGCCACGCUUUGUGUCUGUUAAUGAUGUGGAGAGCAAGGCUGCACAGUGACACAACACACAAAAGUUUACAUUCUCCAGAACAGACAUUGAGAGUUACCAUGUUUUUGGAUCGUUUGCAUUCGGAUACAAACUUUCCAUUGGAUCAUGUGCACUAGUGAAAUCAUUCUCAAGAGACUUUUCAAUAUUUAAAGACUGUUUUGCACAACCUACAAAAGGGAUACUAUUAUGAAAAAAACAUAUUCUGGACUUUUUACAUAGAUCUUUCUUUCACCUCCAGCAAAUUUACAUCUACAUCUUUGUCUUUUAAGUGCUUAUGAUUUAUUUUGAGCAAAACAGCAUCAACUACUGUCAAAUAUAGUAUCAAUAGUUCUACCCGCUGAACAUAUGAUACUGUGAAUGUUGUCUUUAAAUGUUGGUUUAUCGUGCCUGGAUUUGUCUGGUGUGCCUUUAGUGAAUGUGGGACCUUAUGGGAUGACAUGCCCGUGAGGUUAUGAGGUUGAUGACUAGGACUUUUUUAUUUUUUAUAUAACCAUCAAUAAAAAAGUCUCCCUGUUUUUCAA